Molecule: messenger RNA, 3277 nt
Organism: Amyelois transitella
Lineage: Eukaryota; Metazoa; Arthropoda; Insecta; Lepidoptera; Pyralidae
Exons: 1
Coding region: 157-2799 (880 amino acids)
Cellular component (GO): nucleus
Molecular function (GO): DNA binding
Source: RefSeq, a predicted model, not a curated record
GCAUUUUAAUUAAUCCUUUUGCUAAGUUAUUUUUGCGCUUUUUAAAAAUAGUUAUAACAUUAAAAUCGAAAUAUUGCUUCCAAUAUUCGACAGCUGUGUCGAUGAUUGGAAAUUCCAUAUAUACCAGUAAUCGACAUCAGUAUUUUGUUUGCAGGAAUGGCACCCAAAAAAUCUUAUACGCCGUUACAAAUGGCGCAGGCUAUUACAGCCGUCCGUGAAGGUGAAAAAAUUUCAACGGCAGCGAAAAAGUUUGGUGUUCCCAGGAUCACCUUACAUGAUAAAAUUUCCGGUAAAACUCCAAUUGAAUGUUCUAUGGGCCCUAGUACAUAUUUGUCAACAGAAGAGGAAGCUAUUUUAGAAAAAUGGAUACUGGACAUGGCUGAACGACACAUUCCUAUUACUAGAGAUGAGUUGCUUGAUAGCGUGCAACGUAUCAUCGUUGACCAAAAAAAGACUACUCCCUUUACCGACAAUAGACCCGGUAAGAAAUGGUACAAUCUAUUUCUUAAGAGACAUCCUUCAUUGUCUGAGAGAACGGCCCAAAAUUUGACCACAGCACGAGAUGCCGUUACAGAAGAAGGUAUAAAACGUUGGUUUGGGGAAGUGAGCUCUUAUCUUCAGGAAAACAACCUUAGAGAGAUAUUAGAAGAUCCGUCGCGAAUUUUUAACGGAGACGAAAGUGCUUUUUAUUUAUCACCCAAAGCCGGAAAAGUUUUAGCAAAAAAAGGUGAUAAGCACGUCUACCAAUCUUCUGGAGAUGAAAAAGAUAACUUGACGGUACUAAUUACCGGAAAUGCCGCUGGACAAUUAGCACCUCCAAUGGUAGUUUUUUCUUAUGAAAGAAUUCCAUCCACAAUUUCAUCCAAAUUUCCAGAAGAUUGGGCUAUGGGACGAUCUCCGAGUGGCUGGAUGUGUAGUAGUACAUUUUUUGAAUACAUUGCCAACAUUUUUAAUCCAUGGUUAUUACAGCAAAAUAUACCAAAACCCGUCUUGUUUUUUUUGGAUGGCCAUAGAUCUCACUUGACAUUACACCUAUCGAACUUUUGUGCUCAAAAUGGCAUAGAAAUCGUGGCAUUAUAUCCAAAUAGCACACAUAUCCUUCAGCCAAUGGACCUAGCUAUUUUCAGGCCAUUGAAAAUAUAUUGGAAUAAAGCUGUCAAGGAUUGGAAAUUAAAACAUUUAGGAAUGAAUUUAAAAAGAGAAGAUUUUGCCCCUGUUCUUAAGACAGCGUUGGAAUCAAUAACAGAGAGUUCUGUUAAAAAUGGAUUCCGCGCUGGUGGAUUGUAUCCCUUUGGCCCUGACUACGUCGAUCUCUCCAAAAUAAAGUCUCGCAACAAGAAGGAGGCUUCGUCAGAACAAAUAUUGUUUUUUGAUUAUCUAGAAAAAGAAAUAGUGGCGAAGCUACAGAAGGAAAAGUUGCAGAUAUUUAAUGACCUUUACUAUAAAGACAGACAAAAUUUAAACAUUCACUUAAAUGAAGAAGACCUAUCGCUCUACAUAAUAUGGGCUAGUAAUAAGCAAGCUAUUGAACUUUCAGGUCACGUUAAUGAGCAAUCUACUUCACCCCAGACCCUCGUUGAAAUACCAAAUCCUAAUGAAAUCAAUCCUGCAGAAUCUCUUUCUGCUACAAAUGCAGAUACAGAUGUACAAUAUCAAUUUGACAUACAACUAGAUCAUGACUAUUUACCACAUAUUACUCUAUCUAAUGCAGGAUAUGACGCAACCACAUCCACUUGCACCCCAAAUGACGCUCCAAAAUCUAGAGAAAUACUGGAUAAUUCAUUGACUGUCGCUAGCCCAAGUUCUAACUUAAAUGAUCCUAUUCCAACAACUUCAACUUUCUGUUCUUAUACGUUUAUGUUUGAUAUUGCCACAAAAAUAACACCUUCAAAAGAAUUGACAAGACCUGGGAAUUCUCAAAUCGGCCAAAGUUCUGCAGAAAAGACACCCGUGAAAGAGCUGACAAGACCUGAGACAUCAAAAAUUAACCAAAGUUCCAUAAAAAAGACACCUUUGAAAGAGCUGGCAAUACCUGGGACAACAAAAUUUAUUCAAAAGAAAGGAGAAAGUACAUAUAUUAUUCCAUCACCAUUUAAGCGAAAUUUAUUUUGGCCAGGAGAAGAUGAAAACAAAGGAAAAAAAAGAAAACUGAAGGAAAAAAUUCCUUUUGUUAUAACAAGUAAACCAUGGAGGGAAUAUAAUGAAAGGAAAGACAUUGAAAAAAAAGAAAAAGAGAAACAAAAAGAAAUUAAAGCCAAAGAAAGAGAAGAAAGAAGACUAUUAAAACUGAGAGAGACGGAAGGAAAAAAGAAACGACAGAUGGAGAAAGAAAUUAAAACCAAGGAAGGGAAAAAGAUAAAAAAAUCUAAACCAGAUGACACAUCUUCAGAUAAUACGGACAUUGAAGUGCAUUAUGCAGAAAGUGAAGACAGCUUAGAUAUGCAAAUAGAUGCAGAAAAAACAGAACAUGAAAAAUCUGAGAGCUCGACUCAAUCCGAAGAUGUGCCACUGAUCAGAUUUUCUAAGAAAUCUAGAAAAUAUUCCAUUGGAAACUAUGUCAUAAUAAGGUAUGAAGGGAAAUACUUCCCAGGCGUAAUAGAAGGUAUUCGUGGAAAUAGAUUUGAAAUUAGUACAAUGACCUUUUCAGUGGGAAACACAUACAAGUGGCCGGAAAAAAAAGAUAAAAUCUUUUAUGAAAAGUCUGACAUCAUUGAGGCAAUAUCCCCACCAGUGCUGUGCAAUAAAAGGGGUUUCUAUACGAUACCCGAAAUGAAAAAAUAUCUACCUUUUGCUAUUUAACUUUUAUUAUAUUUAAAGAGGAAUAAGACUUUUUGAAUAUUUUGUUUUUAAGAUUUUUAAAGAAUUUCAAGCCAUCAAGAACUUAGUUUUAUAAGGCUACUUAAAUAAGUACUAAUAUAACAAUUUGUGAUUUAAUUUAGAUAUAAGUUUUGCUUUAAUUGCUAUUGGCAAGAUCUCUUAAUAUAGACUGAUUAUUAUUAAGAAGGUACUUACUUAGUAAGUUAUAGCAAGUCUGUGAUUAAAAGUUGCCAUUGUUUUUAAGGAAAAGUUAAACUGUUGUUACUAAUUGUCAAAUAAUAUUAAGAAGAACUUUAUGUUUUAUUUACGAAUGUUUAACAUUUGAGGCGAUGAUACCUAAUACUUCUAAUAGUAAAAAUUGUCAGCUAAGCUGAAAUUAUGUUAAAUAAUUAUAAAUUGUACUAAACAUAUCAUUAUGUUUUCACAAUUAUUAAAUGACUGAUUUUUUAAAACUUAAUUU